GCAGGAACCAAACCCAGGACUCUGGUCCGCGGGCUGACGCUCUAACCGCUGAACCAAACCGGCCAGGGCUCCUUCCAGUUUCGUUAUCUGUAAAACCGAAUUGACAAUUCCUAGAGCUGGUGGGGGAAUUAAAAGCAAAGGCAUGGAAGGUGCCCCGCGGGGCCCAGCACGACUCAGCCGGCGUCCACGGAGGCUGCUCUGCUCAGGCGCCAACAGGAGCCAGAUGUGCUUUCCAUUCUCAGACUUGUCUGUCGCUGUGACACAGUCUUCUCAUAAUAAGACUGUUGUCAAGAGGAAAUGAACCAGGAGAGGAAACAGCAGGGCUCUCUCAGCCAAGUCCCACAAACUUCUGCAUCGACACCAGCCGUCCUCCUUGGACCAGUCACCGUGAUCCAAAGCUACAGUCCCUGCCGCCAGGGACAAGUUUAGAGAGAGACUGACUGAGAGCAGUCCGAGGAGCUGUGGACGCAGAGCCACGCGGUGGGCUUAGGUGCCUCCCCAGGUGCCACGGGAGCAGAGUCAGCAGGGGACAGUGGACUGUGGGGGAAGAUGCAGGCGGGCUUCUCAGAGGAGGUGACGCCAGAUCUGGGCUUUGAAGGAUGAGCACGAUUUUUCUAGGUGGCAGAAGCAAGUGCUCCGAGUGGAAGGACUAAGUUAAGCAAAUGUCUGGAGACCGCACGGGUGUGGUCUUCAAUGGUAGCAGGUACGCAAAGCAACCCAGGUAUGCAAUGAGCCUCGGGUGGGUUCGGGACCGUGCUCCUUGCUGGUGACAGAAGGGAACCUUUGCGCCUGGUUUUGCAGACACAGCCGGUAAAUAAGCUGCACCGCCGAGAACAACUGGGUCUCGCUCCAGGUCAGCCGGGAGAUUCUUGGGUGAAGCAACACGCCCUCCCAGCCGGGCACAGGCUGGUGAGCCGAGGGAACGCGGUCCCGCGGCGGACACCAUGGCCUCAGACGCUGACGAGCUCAGCCCAAGUGAGAGCAAAGCCUUUCUUUAUGCCAUUGAGUUUUUGAUGGACCCGAGGGACACAGAGAAACUGCAACAGCUGCUCAAUGAGGAAACCUGGGGGGGACUUGUGGCUGCAGUCAGUUUGUCCAGGGAUGAGGCAGAUGAGCUAUAUGCAGACUUGAGCCGGCUGAAGAGACUGAUGGCCACGGAGGACAGAGACAUGCCCUCGAAAGACCAGCUGCACAGGGAGCAGUUUCUGAGCGAGUUUCGGCAGGUACAACAGAAGCUUGAAGAGCGCAUAGGGAUGCUCUACGCCCUCGCAGACCAGGUGGACAAGAUGCACAGGGACUGUACCAUCUCCAAAGUAGUGGCCACGUCCACCAACGUUGUGUCUGGCAUUCUGACCAUCGUCGGCCUGUCUCUGGCACCUGUGACGGCAGGGGCUAGUCUGGUGCUUUUGGGAACUGGGCUGGGACUGGGGGUCGCAGCCUCUGUGACCCAUGUGUCCACCAGCAUCGUGGAGCACUCCAAGAACGUGUCAGCGAAGGCUACAGCCAGGCGCCUGGUGUCAGGCGACAUGGACUCAGAGAAGGUGGUCACAGAGGUCCUCCGUUUCAGCACACCCCACGUUGCUUCCUUGGCGAAGAAAUGUGUCGCGUCCCUGCUGGCCCUGGUGAGCAACGUCCGUGCCCUCAAGCUGGCCAAAUCCAACCCUGUCUUAGCAGCCCAGGCCAACUUGUUCAUGAAGACGGGGGUGGCCACGACCUGGAGCAGCGAGCAGCUGCAGAAGGCAUUUGGAGGCACGGCUCUGGCGAUGACCAAAGGGGCCAGGGUCUUCGGUGCAGCCACUGCGGGGCUGUUCCUUCUGCUGGAUGCGAUCUACCUGGUGAAGGAGUCGGUGCACUUGCAUAAGGGCGCAAAGGCGCAGUCGGCUAAAGACUUGAGAGAGCAGGCCCGGGAGCUGGAAAGUAAGUUGAAGAACCUCAGCAACAUUCACAAAAUCCUGCAAGAGGAACGGAUCCCCUGAUCCCCAGACCGCGCAGGGAGCAGGGACGUGUGUGGGACAAAAGCGUGGAGGUGACUUCUUAGAGGGAAAAGGAGGGCGCGAUACAGCUGGUGGAACUGGUGUCGAGGAGUUUGGUGCUCCUGUAGCUGAGCACAGCCAGGGAGGGGCUCAUGCAGGUGGGCCAGCGAGACGGACGGAACCUGGAGCCUGGAAGAAGGGACAGGAGAGCGAGGAGAAACUUCAUUUUGGACCAAAAAAGACAUUGGGGUCAUGAAUAAAGGGAGUGACAUGGAGGAACAAGCAGUGAGAAGGCCAGAAUGACUGAAAAGUGAAAAUGAGAGAAAACCAAGGGGUGGAAUGGUUGGACGGUGGAGGUGACUGCCCCUCGGUUGGCCCUCCCGUGGUUGGCGUCUCUCCCUGCUUUCCAGUUCCAACGCGCCCGUGUCUUCCAGCAGGUUUCUCUGAGUCAGGCAGUGACUUCUUUUUUAAAAAACACUUUAUUCUUUUCAAUCACACUUGACAUACAAUAUCAUAUUAGUUUUAGGUAUACGAUAUAGUGAUUAGAAAGUGAUCACCCGGUAAGUCUGGCACCCAUAUGACCCCAUUUACGGUUAUUACAGUUUUAUUGACUGUAGGUGGUGACUUCUUGAUGAUGCUGAUGAUGAUGGGGGGGUGUGAUGGUGGUGGUGAUGAUGUUGCUGUGGGAGGGAUGACAGCGGAGCGGGUGGGACAUCGGACACGUUGCUGGUGCUCUUUGGGACCAGGGUGCUCCAAGAGACCAUUGAACAUUCCAGAGGAACGCCAAGCGCCGUGUUGGAACAGUGGUUGAUUUGAAAAAAGAAAGAAACCCGACGCGGGCAGCCAGUCUACCAGAGUGGGCCAUGGGGCACGGCCUCUCCGUCAGUCUGCGGGGGUGGGCGCUGGACACGGUGAUCUUUUAUUUUCUUUUUACUUUUUAAAUCCUCACCUGAGGAUAUUUCUUCAUUUAUCUUCAGGUAGACUGGGAAGGAGGGAUGGAGAGAGAGAGA
This is a messenger RNA of Molossus molossus (Pallas's mastiff bat), 2983 nucleotides long. Its product is annotated as apolipoprotein L2-like. The transcript is spliced from 5 exons. Gene Ontology annotation, biological process: lipid transport; lipoprotein metabolic process. Gene Ontology annotation, cellular component: extracellular region; membrane. Bases 945 to 1976 code for a protein of 343 amino acids. The record is from RefSeq and is a predicted model, not a curated record. NCBI's taxonomy places the organism in Eukaryota, Metazoa, Chordata, Mammalia, Chiroptera, Molossidae. Gene Ontology annotation, molecular function: lipid binding.